CGCGCGAGAUCGUCCGAUUUUGCGAGUCUAUCAGCUCACUACGUUCUCCUUGGUGUAGUCGCGGGCUUGAUUGAGUAGUUUUGGCUCGUAUCGUCGCGAAAGACGAAGAAACGACGUGCGAUUAGCCACGGAGACGACGUGCCCGUUGUGUUGUAUAUGUGUGUUAUGUCGUGACCCUCACGAUUAUACUACUUUCUUCCUCGCAUCCGUUUAACGAGUCGACGAGGAAGACCUACUUCGACGUCGCUGGGUUAUCAUCGAAUACCAGAGGCUCGACGUUUUCCUCGGGGCAAUCAAAGCUCUCUCCCGCAUAUACAACAGCACUGGUGUCGUUUCCCGAACGGCAUCAUGGAGAGCAUAUUUCACGAGAAGCAAGAGGGAUAUCUGUGUGCACAGCACUGCCUGAAUGCCCUGCUGCAGGAACAGUACUUCAACGCUGUUGACCUGGCCAAUCUGGCUGAGCAACUCGAUGCCGAGGAGAGGCUGGCCAUGGCAGAGAGCGGAGAGGACACAGAUGAUUACAAACGUUUCAUUGAGCAACCAUCGGGCAACAUGGAUGACAGUGGUUAUUUCUCAGUUCAAGUCAUCAGUAAGGCACUGAAGGUUUGGAACCUUGAGUUAGUCCCCUACACCAGUACAGAGCCAACCGCGCUGAUGGCACAGAAUGAUCCAGCGCAGAUGAACGCUUACAUUUGUAAUUACAAAGGUCACUGGUUCACAAUAAGGAAGAUUGGAAAUCAGUGGUUUAAUUUGAAUUCCAUGCUCAGUGGACCACAACUCAUAUCAGACACAUACCUGGCCAUGUAUUUGGCACAACUUAUUCAAGAAGGUUACUCAAUCUUUGUUGUAAAUGGAGUACUUCCUCCCUGCAAAGCCGAAGAGAUUAUUCUAAAGAACCCUAUAGUAAUGAAGCCAAAAGCAGACCAGCCAAAAGCCAGCACCGAAGAGGCAAGAUUUCCCUCGAAAGGUUACAGAUUGGGCACGAAGGCCGAGGAAGAUGCGAAGAUCCUUCAGGCUGCACGAGCUCUAGAAAACGUCAUGGUACCCUCGACCUCACGCGUCGACAGGCGACCAGAAGUCGAAAUCUUAUCCGAAGUUCCAAGACAGCCUCGCGAGAGGAUAAUUCCUAUCAAGGUAGAAGGUCGCGACGAUGUGCAGACGAUUGAAGACGACGACGAUAACGCCGAGUUGCAAAAGGCCCUUCAGCUCAGUCUCGAGAACUACGAGCUGGAACAGCGCGAUAAAAACCUGAAGCUCAGACUAGAGAAUCCCUCAACCUCGUCAACUAGUAAUACUUUUGCUACGGCGAAUAGCAUAGAUGACGAAGAGGACGACGAGCUCAGAAAGGCAUUGCAGCUGAGCCUCGAGUGCGUGACGGCACCGCCGACACCCGACCAGGAAGACGUGCGCUGGCACCGUCUGAACUACCUAAACAGAAUGAACUCGAGGGGCUCAACCUCCGAGGGCUCCACAAAAUUGAAUACUUAACAGACGGUUUUCGCGAUUUUGUUACUAAAUAAAUACCUUGUUACUUGUUUUUGAGCUUACUCUCUAUCUAUUUGUUCUCUACUGUAAAAUGUAAUUGUGACUAACCACCAGAAGACACACAAUACGUGGCGAAAGGGUACUCUUGAGGAUCGACACACCUUAGGCGCAACAAUGACAAUGUCUGUAAACUAUAACUGUAAAAUUUUACUUAAAUAAAAAAAGUCUAUUUCGUGAUUAGUUUGUUAAUUAAAAAA
Messenger RNA from Nasonia vitripennis (jewel wasp), 1742 nucleotides. RefSeq names its product ataxin-3. The coding region runs from base 349 to 1488 and encodes 379 amino acids. The record is from RefSeq and is a predicted model, not a curated record. Gene Ontology annotation, biological process: protein deubiquitination. Gene Ontology annotation, cellular component: nucleus. NCBI's taxonomy places the organism in Eukaryota, Metazoa, Arthropoda, Insecta, Hymenoptera, Pteromalidae. Gene Ontology annotation, molecular function: cysteine-type deubiquitinase activity. The transcript has 5 exons.